AUGACUACGGAGGUGGUGAAGAAUACGACGGAGGUGGUGGAGAGUGAGUAUUUUACGAAGGAGGACUAUGAGGCUUGGGGAGGGCCGAGUGUAUACUGGGAUCGAGUGGCAGAAUCUGAUGGUUUCGAUAUCGAGGGUAUUCCAACAACACCAUUUUCCGGUGGACUGAUAGCCCGCAAUUGUAAUCUUAUGCCUGAGAAUCUCAUGGUCAAGCAUUAUGCUAUGUUGGGGCUUCAUCGUUACAAUAUGUCGGAGGGAACAAGCUUCGAGCUCGAUCGCCUAAUAAAAUACAACAAGUUACAGAACGCUGUCUCAUCUUACUACAUGACUUUGCUUGCAUACGAUCCUUCUCUUCGCCAAGAAGAAACCUUUCAGGUUCGAACUGAUGAACGGAAAGUUAACAGAUUGGAUGUGACCUGCUCUAUCUCUAGACCUAGAGAUAAAAAAGACGAAGUGUCCACAGAAGAGCUCCCCACAAAAGAGCCCUUUGUGCCUCACUUUUAUCGUUGCGCAGUCUCGGAUAGUACUUUAUUCAAUGGUGAAUUGCCUGAUUGGCCAUCAGAUGAUGCUCUGAAUGAUACAAACCGAUUUUACGUGUUGAAGGAAUCAGAGUGGCAAGCUACUGAUUGGAUUCAUCUCUAUAUGGAACUGUUACUUUGCGCAAAUGAUAGGGCGUCGGCGCAGCGCAGACCUGAUUUUAUGUCCGACUUACAGAUUCUGAAAGUGGCGAUUGAAACUGAUAUUGGAGGUAUGAAGCCGCCGAAUGAGAGACUCAAGGCCAACUGUGCAAAUGUCUACAUAACGUUUAAGGGUUUGGAAACGGUUCCACGAAUUGAUGAGAUUGGUAAGCAUGUUGAACGCAAAGCUAUAGUCAGAAGAGUCAUCAGUCCAGGAUUCUUGACCCUCGUGGGCAAGCAUUGGAGUGGUAAAGACACUGAAAAGCGUUCUGUGACUCUCAAGAGUGGAGAAAAUGUCCGGAGGUCUAGAAAGCGAUAUCGUUUUGGCUAG
Arabis nemorensis is the source of this 1008-nucleotide messenger RNA. Lineage: Eukaryota; Viridiplantae; Streptophyta; Magnoliopsida; Brassicales; Brassicaceae. The record is from the annotation of a GenBank genome assembly.